AUGGCCGCGCUGCGAGCAACUCUCCACGUGGCGACCCUGGCGGCUGGGGCGCGCCGAGCUUUGUUGGGUAGGGAAGGCUCCCUGGCUGGUAACUGCCUGGCCCACCGUCGCCUCUGGGAUAAGCUCCACAGCGGUCCCCGAGUCGGCAGCGUCCCCACGUUCGACUGGUUCUUUGGGUAUGAGGAAGCCCAGGGGUUCCUACUGCCGCUGCUGCAGGAGGCACAGGCUGCCUAUCCACUGCGGGUGUUGGACGUGGGCUGUGGGACCUCCAGCCUAUGUACAGGUCUCUACACCAAGUGUCCAAUUCCCGUGGAUGUGCUGGGGGUGGACUUCUCUCCUGUGGCCGUGGCCCACAUGAACAGCCUCCUGGAAGGUGGCCAAGACCAAAUACCCCUGUACCCUGGGCACCCUGCCUCUCGACUACAGUUCAUACAGGCUGAUGCCCAGGACCUGGAGCCCGUGGCUCCCUCAGGCUCCUUCCAGCUAGUGCUGGAUAAGGGCACCUGGGAUGCUGUUGCCCGGGGUGGUCUGCCUGGGGCUUACCAGCUUCUGUCAGAAUGCCUAAGGGUCCUAAGCCCCCAGGGGACCCUGAUUCAGUUCUCCGAUGAGGACCCUGAUGUGCGGCUACCCUGCCUGGAGCAAGGGUCCCAAGGCUGGACUGUGACUGUGCAGGAGCUAGGCCCUUUCAGGGGCAUCCCCUACUUUGCUUACUUGGUUCAAGUCUCUCAUUAA
Messenger RNA from Puma concolor (puma), 732 nucleotides. It is a transcript of the gene CSKMT, whose product is annotated as citrate synthase lysine methyltransferase. NCBI's taxonomy places the organism in Eukaryota, Metazoa, Chordata, Mammalia, Carnivora, Felidae. The record is from RefSeq and is a predicted model, not a curated record. Gene Ontology annotation, molecular function: S-adenosylmethionine-dependent methyltransferase activity.